Molecule: messenger RNA, 1612 nt
Organism: Xiphophorus couchianus (Monterrey platyfish)
Lineage: Eukaryota; Metazoa; Chordata; Actinopteri; Cyprinodontiformes; Poeciliidae
Product: cytochrome P450 2K1-like
Exons: 9
Coding region: 1-1521 (506 amino acids)
Biological process (GO): xenobiotic metabolic process
Cellular component (GO): cytoplasm; intracellular membrane-bounded organelle
Molecular function (GO): heme binding; iron ion binding; oxidoreductase activity, acting on paired donors, with incorporation or reduction of molecular oxygen, reduced flavin or flavoprotein as one donor, and incorporation of one atom of oxygen
Source: RefSeq, a predicted model, not a curated record
AUGGAGACUUUGAAGGGUUUUAGUUUCUUUCUUUUCUCCAGUCCUACCACUGUACUUGGAGUAGGUCUCCUAUUGAUUAUCCUUUAUUUUGUUUCUGUUGAUUCUUCCUCCAGAGAAACGGGUAAAGAACCUCCAGGACCAAAGCCUCUGCCUCUGCUUGGCAACCUGCUGCAGCUUGAUCUCCAGAGACCCUACAAAACACUGUGUGAGCUUUCCAAGAAAUAUGGAUCUGUGUUUACUAUUUAUCUUGGACCAAAAAAAGUGGUUGUUCUCGCCGGGUACAGGACAGUCAGAGAGGCUCUGAUCAACUGUGCAGAGGAAUUUGGAGAAAGAGAAAUUGGACCUAUAUUUGAUGAAAUAAACAAAGGACAUGGAAUUCUGUUUUCAAAUGGAGAAACGUGGAAAGAGAUGCGUCGUUUUGCCCUCAGCACCCUGAAAGACUUUGGGAUGGGGAAGAGAGUUGCAGAGGAGAAAAUCUUAGAGGAGUGUGGACACCUCAUUCAAGUGUUUGAGAGUUAUAAAGGGAAACCAUUUAAUACAUCCCAUCCAGUAAAUUAUGCAACAUCCAACAUCAUCUCCUCAAUAGUGUUUGGAAGCAGAUUUGAUUAUGAUAAUCUUCGAUUCAGAAACCUGGUUAGUCGGGUCAAUGAGUCUAUAAGUCUAUUUGGCACUACAGGAAUUCAGCUCUACAGUACAUUUCCCCGGCUGGUCAGAUGGAUAAAAAACCGUCAGGUGAUUUUAAAAAACACUGAAAAGACGAUCAGAGAUGUGGAGGAUAUAACACAGAAAUUGAAGGAGACACUCAACCCUCAGAUUUGCAGAGGACUGGUGGAUUGUUUUCUGAUUCGAAAGCAGAAAGACGAGGACUCUUGUGUCAAAGACAUUCAGUUCACUGAGGAGAAUCUGAUAUUUACAGUGAUGAACCUGUUUUCUGCUGGAACCGACACCACAGCUGCAACACUGAGGUGGUGUUUGCUGCUCAUGGCAAAGUAUCCACAAAUUCAAGACCAAGUUCAGGAGGAGCUGACCAGGGUGGUUGGAAGUCAUGAGGUUCAUGUGGAAGACCGUAAAAAUCUGCCGUACACUGAUGCUGUCAUCCAUGAGAUACAGCGGCUUGGUAACAUCGUUCCUAUGGCGAUCCCACACAAAACCAGUCAAUAUGUUACCUUUCAGAAAUACUUCAUUAAAGCGGGAACUACUGUGAUUCCCCUCCUUACAUCUGUUCUGUAUGAUGAAAGUGAAUGGGAGAGCCCUCACACCUUCAACCCUUCUCACUUUUUGGACAAGGAGGGAAGAUUUAUUAAGAGAGAUGCCUUUCUGCCAUUUUCUGCAGGUCGCAGGGCGUGUAUAGGAGAGAGUCUGGCAAGGAUGGAGGUUUUCCUCUUCUUCACCUCACUCCUUCAGCGUUUUCGUUUCAUGCCUCCACCUGGAGUUUCUGAAAAUGAUCUGGAUCUGACUCCAGCGGUGGGAUUCACCAUCCCUCCUUCUCCUCAUGAGCUCUGUGCCAUCAGUCGGCAGUGAAGAAUGAAGGAAAAUAUUAAGGUUUUUCCAGUCAUAAUAAAUAAUUAAAAAUAAUUAAAUAUUAAUUAAUAAUAAUUUAAAAUAUCUUAGU